UGUACGUGUGUGUGUGUGUGUGUGUGCGGAGAAGCUCCAUGGUUCCUCCGCCGCUCUCCCCACAAUGGCCGGGAUCGAGUGAGGGAAGGGACGCGCCUCUCUCCAGAGAAGGAAUGACGAGGAGGAAAGGUCAUCGUGGUUGCCAAAGAAGUUCUACAAGGUCGUAGCUCACUGGCUGUGGAUUCCUGAGGUCUUUUGUAGGCCUGUUUCCAUAGCAACCGCCCCGGUCCUCACCAAGGCGUUUACAGCCCUCUUAUCCCCUUCCACAAAGACAACCCGCCGGAAUGGACACAGAGUCGACCCACUCGGGCUACUCCAGCCGCUCGGGGAGGUCCAACCGACACGGCGAGCGAGGUCGAGAGCGCCACAAGGCUAGCAGCAGUAAAGACAGCAGCCGCUCGGAAAAGUCCGUCAUCAUUAAUCCUCCAGAGACGUCCUCCCAGGAUUCUCCGGUGCACAACGGCGAGCCAUUGCCAGGAGAGCCCAUGCCGGCGGCGUCGGAUCCUGGUGAAGAGGGCCAGGAUGAUAACUGGGGAGAGACCACCACGGCGGUGACGGGCACUUCGGAGCUCAGCAUCUCCCAGGAGGAAGUGGUCGGCUUGGGAAAGGGCAUACAGGACCGGACCAGAAGCUUCCGCCGCUAUCUCCCCCUCGCUGUGGGUGUGUGCGGGGGCCUGCUGGUGCUGGCCACCCCUCUGGUUUUCCUGCUUCUACCUGUCAUCGUGUGGCCUGAGAGACUGCAGCCGUGCGGCGCCGCCUGCGAGGGACUUUUCCUGUCGCUGUCCUUCAAGCUUCUCAUGCUCCUCACCGCCAUCUGGGCCUUGUUUCUGCGGCCGGCCCGUGCCAGCCUGCCGAGGGUGUGCGCGUGUCGGGCCUUCCUCACCACGCUCACCCUUCUCCUCACCAUGUCCUACUGGCUCUUCUACGGCGUCAGGAUACUUGAUGCACAGGAUGAGGACUACCAUGGCGUGGUCCAGUUCGCCGUGUCCCUGGUGGACUCCCAGCUCUUUGUCCACUAUCUGGCUGUGGUGUUGCUGGAGCUGCGCCACCUGCGACCCUGCUACAGCGUGUGCGUCAUCCGCUCCACCGACGGAGAAACACGUCACUACAACAUAGGACAGCUGAGCAUUCAGAACGCCGCUCUGACCAUACUGGAGUAUUACUACAAAGAUUUUCCCCUCCACAACCCGGCACUCCUCUCGGCCUCCAAGCACAGAGCUGCGAAACAUUUGGCUGGAUUAAAAGUUUACAACGUUGACGAAUUGAGAGCAAGACUGAGAGAGUAUCUGUGGGAGACCCCUGGGAACACAGCAGGGGCCCAGCCGGCUAACGGCAACCAGUCCCAGGCUGCGGCCGCCGCCGCCAAACGCAAAGACAGCGCCCAUAACGAGCUGUACUACGAGGAGGCCGACUUUGAGAGACGAGUUCGCAAACGAAAAGCCCGGUUGGUGGUGGCGGUGGAGGAGGCCUUCACGCACGUCCGCCGCAUGAAGAAAGAGGACGAACGUGCAUCACCCUCCGACAUCAUGGACGUCCGGGAAGCGGCUUUGGCCAUUUUCCCAUCGAUGGCCCGCGCGCUGCAGAAGUACUUGCGCACCACCAGGAGGCAGCACUGCCACAGCAUGGAGAGCAUCCAGAAGCACUUAGCUUUCUGCCUCAUUAACAACAUGAGCCCGAAGGCCUUCCUGGAGACAUACCUGGCCCCGGGUCCCACCCUCCAGUACGGCCCCGAGCGCUGGAUGGCCGACCAGUGGAUGUUGGUGAGCGAGGCGUCAGUGACCAGCGGCGUCAAGGAAGGCAGCGAGUUCACCCUGAGGUGCCUCGACUUCAGCUUAGCCGUCACGGUCAAGGGCAUCCCGUACAUCCGAGUGACCGAAGAGUACGUGGACCCCAAGUCGCACAAGUUCGUGCUUCUGCUCCAGUCGGAAACGUCGGUUUAACAAUGACUCAAACAAAUGUCCCAUUUUUGUCGCAAAAACUUCUGGAUGAGAGGGACACGCCUGCACUUUUCCACCUAGUCGGGCAUCCUUCUAUGCACUACAGACUCAUUUGCAUGCGGGCGAGUGUUAUUUUUAUUUUUUAUUUUUUUAGAAUGUGUGUUUUUGUGUGGUGGAGACAUUUGCCAAAAAUCUGGCUGUGAAAAAAAAAAAGUAACUGUUGGUAUGUGUACAGUAUUUAUACAUCAACAUGCAUUAUUCCCUGCAUACUUUUUUAUAACUGCGUGGAUGAUUAUCUAAAACUUUUUUUUUUUUUUUUUACGAUGAAUGUAAAUAUGUGUUUUGUAUAUCAUGUCAAAUCAGUGGCAAGAGUGACUGCCCAGAAUGCCAUUUUUAUAUUUAUCUCGUGCCCUCUUAUUAAAGCACUUCCCAGAUGUUACAUACUAUAUAUAAAUAUUCCGUUUUUACAGACAUAAUUUAUGCUUAAUAUUAUAAUUUUUUUGGGGAAGAUUAGUUAGAGCAGGGGUGUCAAACGUACAGGAACAGGUUUUAUCUGGCUCGCGGGAUGAGUUUGCUAAGUAUAAAAAUGAGCCGAAAUGUUUGAAUGAAAGAAACUGCAUUUAUAAAUAUGUCCACUAGAUGUCACCAUAGCAAUUAUUUGUAUUUUUGUAGCUUAUGCUACAUAUGUUAGUACACUAGUCGAGGAAAAUGAUCAAACUAAAUAAAUAACAUCCUGUAAUUUGAUUUAGAUAUUGUUUUUAAUCUUGAUGGAUUGCAAAUUAACACCAAUGAGUUGACAAAUGAACAUUAAUCAUCACAUAAUUUGUUUAAAAAGUACGAACAACGACAAAUAGAGAUAGAAUACUAUCAACCGCAACAAGUAAGUGUAAAAAAAACAACAGUAUUAUGAUUUGUACAUUUUCAAAAUGUGCUUGUUCAAACAAAGAAAACAAUUUGAAGUUGUCUUUAUUUUUAAGUUAUCCUGCCGGGAUUUUCCCAUUAUAGCCCACUUGGGAGUGCAUCUUUCUCCAUGUGGCCCCCGAUCUAAAAUGAGUUUGACACCCCUGAGUUAAAGGGCAAAAAUAAUCAAAUUGGACUCAUUUAAGAUGGACUCAAACAGUGUUUGUAGCGGUCAGCGUCUCACUGCUGCCCCCUAUUGGCCACUUCAUUCUAGCGCCUCAAGCUUGAAGAAAGAACGCUGAACUGUAUUAUUCAAUUUGAAUGUUGUCAUUUCACAUAAGGACAAGUGUUACUGUUGUCACUGAUGUUUUGUACAAAUUGUGUCCCUGCACAUGAAUCCUGACCUUUGUACGUGUGGAUGUGUGUGUGUGUGUGUGUGUGUGUGUGUGUGUGUGUGUGUGUGUGUGUGUGUGUGUGUGUGUGUUAAGCGUCUGUUGUGACACUUUUUUUUGUACACCGACAGACCACAAGCUGUGUCAAAUCCCCGUUUGUUAAAAAAUGAAUAAAAAGCAUUUGUAUUGAUUUGAA
This is a messenger RNA of Nerophis ophidion (straightnose pipefish), 3425 nucleotides long. RefSeq names its product vang-like protein 1. The transcript is spliced from 10 exons. Gene Ontology annotation, biological process: multicellular organism development. The record is from RefSeq and is a predicted model, not a curated record. NCBI's taxonomy places the organism in Eukaryota, Metazoa, Chordata, Actinopteri, Syngnathiformes, Syngnathidae. Bases 285 to 1940 code for a protein of 551 amino acids. Gene Ontology annotation, cellular component: plasma membrane.